GUUUGCUAAGAGUGAUACAAAAGCACAACUACCAUCUUGGGUUCGUCCUUACACCCAGACAUAUGAAAACUUUGGCAUCCUAAUGAGAGAUUUAAUCAACUUUUUUAGAACCACUGAGAGAAUUAUGCCAAAACCAAAGUUGAAAAGUAGAGAAAGUCACAUGACUUGUGAAACUACAUCAUCUAAAGCAUUACCAGUAGUGUCUAAGCCAUUGGUGUCAUCAUUUACAUCAGCAUCUUCUUACUCCUCUCGAACAAAGUCUGUAGUCGACGAUGCCAGUAAUAUUGUAUCCCAUGUACCCAGCCUGAGAAAACCAGAAAAAGCUGUAUAUGAAGCUAAAUUAAAAAUAAUGUAUGAGAAUUCAGCGGGUACAUCAAUAAAUCUGAAAACAAGAAGUUUACUGGAUGCAUUGGAACAAGACAAUCAAAUGACUUCAGAAGUUGAUGAUGAUAUUAUUAACAGUCCUCAAGCAUUGAGAUACAAAGAAGCCUUACACAAAAGAUUGAUAGAACAGGGAAAAAAAAAUUCUGUCAAAAAAAAGAUAGUUGUUGUUAAUCCCUUUCUCUCCAAAGAAAUGGAAUCUAAAACAGAGUUAUCAGGGACAACCAAACGAAAGUCAUCAAAUGAUAGUAAAGAUUCCACUCAGUCAUCAUCAUCAACAUCAACUAUUGUUCCUGCUAAGAUAUAUCUUUCAAAGGUAAAGGAUCGUCUCACAUCUGGUGCAUAUCAAAGAUUCUCUGAACUGAUGCAGCAGUAUAAAUUUUACCGUUUUGUAAAACCGUGUCAUAAGAAAGAUUUUGAUAUACUCUGCAAAGGUCUGACAGGACUUGGAUGUGGUUAUAAACCAGAACAUAGUUUACGCAGAGAUACAUUAAAGAAAGCCAAACAGCAUGGAUCAAAUGGAUCAG
Messenger RNA from Saccoglossus kowalevskii, 908 nucleotides. RefSeq names its product regulator of telomere elongation helicase 1-like. Gene Ontology annotation, biological process: DNA recombination; DNA repair; regulation of double-strand break repair via homologous recombination. Lineage: Eukaryota; Metazoa; Hemichordata; Enteropneusta; Harrimaniidae. Gene Ontology annotation, molecular function: hydrolase activity, acting on acid anhydrides, in phosphorus-containing anhydrides; ATP binding; DNA binding. The record is from RefSeq and is a predicted model, not a curated record. Gene Ontology annotation, cellular component: nucleus.